Molecule: messenger RNA, 782 nt
Organism: Drosophila erecta
Lineage: Eukaryota; Metazoa; Arthropoda; Insecta; Diptera; Drosophilidae
Exons: 1
Coding region: 130-771 (213 amino acids)
Source: RefSeq, a predicted model, not a curated record
CUACGUAAACAUGAUUUAUAUUUUCCCAAAGACCCUUGUGCCACAUACUUCAAGGUCUUCAAUUUCACAUUUGCCAUAAAAUACUUCCUUUCGAAAGUAGUUCACACAAAAUUCAGGUACCCAAUCGACAUGAAUAAACUAUAUGUACAUUCCACCACCGAUUUUCUGUUCAUCAAGCCUGUAGCAAUACGCCCGAUGCUCUUCCUGUUCUACACCUUGGAAACGAUCUUAAACAUUAUCUGCAUUGGAUACCACAUCACUGGGUUCCAGCCCCUCGAGUGGAGAGGGCAUGAGAUCCACCACCUGUGCCUGAUCGUCUUCCACGUGUUCAUGGUGAUGAAUUUCUUCCAGAGCAUCGCCAUUUGCACGGGACGCGUGCCCAAUGUCCUGGUGGAGAUCUGCAAGGCCUCGGUGGCAGCGUGCGCCUUCAUCCUGAUAUCCUUGCUCACCAUGUGGGACGUGGAGCGGCAGUUCUCUGUGUUCUUCGUGAGACCCAGCGAGCUGGCCCAGGGUGAGCACAAAGAACUGCCGCCCGUUCACCCGACCUUCCGGUACAAGAAGGGUCAGUCCAUUUCCUCGUUGUCCUGUGGACUGAUCUACAUGCUCCACGCAGUAAUAUUGUUUGACGUCAGGUUGACCUCCAGGCUGGUUGUCAAUGGACCACAACACCUGCCCAUUCCCCUCUUUGUCCUGGGUCGCGCUUUCCACAGAAAGAUGUAUAAGUACGAGUGGUUCAAGGAGUUUUGUGGCAACAAUACCAUUGAAAUCUAGUGGGGAUUCCC